Messenger RNA from Enterobius vermicularis (human pinworm), 543 nucleotides. Lineage: Eukaryota; Metazoa; Nematoda; Chromadorea; Rhabditida; Oxyuridae. The record is from the annotation of a GenBank genome assembly.
AUGGGAUUGACAAUUUCGGGUCUUUUUGGACGGUUGUUUGGAAAGAAACAGGUGCGUAUUUUAAUGGUUGGUCUCGAUGCUGCUGGAAAGACAACUAUAUUGUACAAAUUGAAGCUUGGUGAAAUUGUUACAACUAUUCCAACAAUUGGAUUCAAUGUAGAAACAGUUGAGUACAAGAACAUAUCUUUUACUGUAUGGGAUGUUGGUGGGCAAGAUAAAAUCAGGCCCUUGUGGAGGCAUUACUUCCAAAAUACUCAGGGAUUAAUAUUCGUUGUAGAUAGCAACGACAGGGAACGAAUUGAAGAAAGUCGUGAAGAGUUGCACAAAAUGCUUAAUGAAGAUGAAUUAAGAGACGCUACUUUGCUUGUUUUUGCUAACAAACAGGACUUGCCAAAUGCCAUGAGUGCUGCAGAACUUACGGAUAAACUUGGUCUUCAUAAUCUUCGUUCACGACAGUGGUAUAUUCAAGCAACUUGUGCUACUCAAGGUCAUGGCCUUUAUGAGGGAUUGGACUGGUUGGCAAAUCAACUUUCCAAAAGUUGA